AUGGCCAAAAGCGGGCCGGCAACUUCCUCGCCUUGCUUCUUUCUGCCUGCCGCAGGCGUCGAGCUCCGGUUUCAGGAGAAGCUGGUGGGCGGCUCGGCGCUGGACACCACCGGCGUGCCACUCCUUGACGAGACGCUCGACGAGGCCAAGGGUUCGGACGCUGUUCUCCUCGGCACCAUUGGAGGCUAUAAGUGGGAUACCAAUGAGAAGCACCUCAAGCCUGAGACCGGGCUGCUGCAGCUACGUGCCGGACUCGGGGUCUUUGCCAAUCUGCGACCAGCUGUAGUUUUGCCGCAGUUGGUAGACGCAUCCACUCUGAAGAGAGAGGUAGCUGAAGGUGUUGACAUCAUGGUUGUCAGGGAGCUUACUGGAGGCAUCUACUUCGGCAAACCCAGGGGUUUUGGAACAAAUGACAAGGGAGAUGAUAUUGGCUUCAACACAGAAGUUUAUUCAGCCACUUUUUACUCACAACUUCACUCCGAAACAAACUAUUAA
Messenger RNA from Zea mays, 495 nucleotides. Its product is annotated as 3-isopropylmalate dehydrogenase, chloroplastic. The record is from RefSeq and is a predicted model, not a curated record. NCBI's taxonomy places the organism in Eukaryota, Viridiplantae, Streptophyta, Magnoliopsida, Poales, Poaceae. Gene Ontology annotation, molecular function: 3-isopropylmalate dehydrogenase activity. The coding region runs from base 1 to 495 and encodes 164 amino acids. Gene Ontology annotation, biological process: L-leucine biosynthetic process. The transcript has 6 exons.